AUGCCUCGAGAAGCCGAGCCCUCGCUCAACGAGAGGAAUUUCGUAUCGAGAGCUCUAGAGGAGGGCCUGCGUGUCGACGGCCGCAAGUUCGACCAAUGCCGUCCCAUCUCACUGGCGUUUGGCGAUGAGUUUGGUGUCGCAGAGGUCCAAUUCGGGAAGACGAAAGUCCUCGUCAAAGUCUCCGCCGAAGUGACCGUCCCAUACGUUGACCGACCCUUUGAGGGCGUCUUCUCCAUCGCCUCCGAGCUGAGCCCCAUGGCAGCCCCCUCCUUCGAAGUCAACCGCCCAACCGAGACCGAGGUUCUCCUCUCCCGCCUGCUGGAGAAGACGAUCCGCCGCUCUGGCGCCCUUGACACCGAAUCCCUCUGCCUCGUCGCCGGCAAGAAGUGCUGGUCCAUCCGCGCUGACGUCCACGUCCUCUCCCUUGACGGUAACCUCACCGACGCCGCCUGCCUCGCCGUCGUCGCCGCCCUCCGCCACUUUCGCAAGCCCGACUCCUCCAUAGAGGGCGAGACCCUCACCGUCUACACACCCGCAGAGCGCGAGCCCGUGCCGCUGAGCUGGCUGCACUCGCCCUUUUGCAUCACAUUCAGCUACUUUGGCGAGGAGGGCGACACCGCCGUGCUAUUAGAUACCUCGUGGCUGGAGGAGCAGCUCCGGACGAGCAGCUGCACGUUCAGUCUCAACCGCCACGGCGAGAUUUGCCAGGUUUCAAAGCUGGGCGGCGUGUCCAUCGAUGCGCCCGUCUUUGUGCAGUGCGCGCAGGUUGCGUUGGCAAAGUCCAAGGAAUAUACCGAGCUGGUGGACCGGAAACUAGCUGAGGAUGCCAAGAGCAGAGAUAAAGGUGGACUUAUGGCAGAAUUAACAGCAGAGAAUGAUCGGUAA
This is a messenger RNA of Clonostachys rhizophaga, 885 nucleotides long. The record is from the annotation of a GenBank genome assembly. NCBI's taxonomy places the organism in Eukaryota, Fungi, Ascomycota, Sordariomycetes, Hypocreales, Bionectriaceae.